UAGUCAUGUCCUAUCCAUUCUUAUAUUAUCUAUGCGGACACCGGGUUCCGGACGAAUCGCUGCCGGCAACUUUAUACUAGUCCUCUCUGUACGCUCCAGGCGAGCCCACCGUACGUGUGUCGCGACCGUCCGUCGUUCGGCCACCGCGUGUGGUGCGAUUUAUGUUGUGUUAUUAUAUUCCUCGCUGUGUGUCGAUUAUUAUUUCGUACGGCGUGCUAUUAUUAUUGUUUAUACGUAUGGUACUGUGGUGUUAUCCCUCGUGUGACGCCACGCUCGGUGCCGUGAUCACGUAACUUGCGUAUAGCGUAUUACGUAAUCAGGUCACUCGCUGUCGUCCGGUGCCGCCGCCAACAGCUUGUCACCUGCUUGUCGUCGCCAUCGUCGCCGCAGCUGGCUCAGCCGCCGCCGAUACACCGCCCCACCGCGGCCGUUGUGCCGGCCGCUGAUCCCGUUCACUUUAUUGGGAAAAUGCGAAUUUUGGAAAAUGCUUUCUUAGUGCACACUUACAUGGUGGUACGAAUAAGGUACCGUGAAAAUUGCAAUCCUCGAGAUAUCAUCGUUCAAGCUUUACUUCGAUCAGUCAGUGAAUCAGGCAGGACAAGUAUUAUAUUGUAGACAUCCCUCCGGCGUUUCCCUUGAGAGUUGAGACUCGUUGUCAUAUGCAAGCAGUAUAAUAUUACGUUAUAGACCCCGCGAGGUGCGUACCUACGUUAAAGCCGGUUUCCGUUUAAAAAUCAAGUGCAAAUCCAGCGAUCGCAUUCACCGACAUUUUGACGCAAGAAAACGGUGGCCCCACUGUAAAACGAUGCGAGAAGUUCACAAUCAAGGAACCUACUCACAUUCUUGGGCUUUAGCCACCACCGAUGCAUUUGCAGAUAGAAUGUGCGUAGCGACUAACGGAAAAUACAAUCGAACCCUGUCCGCCCAACAGCUAAUUGCCUGCUGUCGGAGUGCCACAAAUGAAUAUAACGGUCCGAUCAAAGCUUGGGAGUACUUCAAAAGUCACGGUGUGGUCUCCGGUGGCGACCAUAACAUUACCGACGGAUGUCAACCUUAUAGACGUCUACCUUUCCGAUUCCCAAAUUCCCAAAUUCCACCAAGAAAAGGAAGGUACGAAGAUAAAUGCGUCACUCAUUGUUACGGAGACAAGACGAUCGAUUUCAAAAAUGAUCACGUGAAGACUAGAGACGCGUAUAAACUGACAUUCAACUCUAUUCAAAAGGACGUGCAAACUUUCGGUCCAAUUGCAGCAACAUUUGAUCUAUACACUGACCUUUAUUAUAAAAAAAAUAAUCCCAUAAAAGGUGUUUACAAAAGAUCUAAAAAUGCAACCUAUGUGGGAAAACACACUUCUAAGUUAAUUGGAUGGGGAGUCGAAAAUGGUGUAGACUAUUGGUUGUUGGUCGCCGCUUGGGGCUAUGGUUUUGGUGAAAAAGGAACCUUCAAAAUGAAAAGGGGUACAAAUGAAUGCGGAAUCGACAACUGGACUACUGGAGGAGUACCAAACGUAUAAUAUAACAUCUAUUGUAUUCUCAUAAUAUAAUAAUAGUAUUUUUUUUUCAAUCCAACUAUAAUUUAUUAUUUCAUCUUUUAAAUACUUACCUAUAAACAUUUAUU
Molecule: messenger RNA, 1617 nt
Organism: Metopolophium dirhodum (rose-grain aphid)
Lineage: Eukaryota; Metazoa; Arthropoda; Insecta; Hemiptera; Aphididae
Product: cathepsin B-like cysteine proteinase 3
Exons: 7
Coding region: 806-1513 (235 amino acids)
Cellular component (GO): lysosome
Molecular function (GO): cysteine-type endopeptidase activity
Source: RefSeq, a predicted model, not a curated record